Messenger RNA from Aspergillus niger, 603 nucleotides. RefSeq lists its product as uncharacterized. Gene Ontology annotation, molecular function: proton-transporting ATPase activity, rotational mechanism. Lineage: Eukaryota; Fungi; Ascomycota; Eurotiomycetes; Eurotiales; Aspergillaceae. Gene Ontology annotation, cellular component: proton-transporting V-type ATPase, V0 domain. Gene Ontology annotation, biological process: proton transmembrane transport. The record is from RefSeq and is a predicted model, not a curated record. The coding region runs from base 1 to 603 and encodes 200 amino acids. The transcript has 5 exons.
AUGGGUCUCCUCUAUCCUGCCGGUGUUGUAAUCGUGGCCGCAGCGGUGGUCGGACUGUACUACCUCUUCCGCGGCGAAGGCGAACAGAUUAACAUCGGCUACUUCCUCGAGUCGGUGUCUCCGUAUGCCUGGGCGAACUUUGGGAUUGCUAUGUGCAUUGGCUUAUCGGUGGUUGGUGCCGCAUGGGGUAUCUUCUUGACCGGCUCCUCGAUCGUUGGUGGAGGUGUCAAAGCACCCAGAAUCCGUACCAAGAACUUGAUUUCGAUUAUUUUCUGUGAAGUCGUGGCUAUCUAUGGUGUUAUCAUGGCUAUCGUCUUCUCCUCCAAGCUCAACCUCGUCGAAGGCGAUGAGGCCUUCUCUGGCAGCAACUACUACACCGGAUAUGCGCUGUUCUGGGGCGGUAUCACUGUGGGCGCCUGCAACCUGAUUUGCGGUAUCUCCGUCGGUAUUAACGGAAGUGGUGCGGCCCUGGCCGAUGCUGCUGACCCUAGCUUGUUCGUCAAGAUCCUUGUUAUCGAGAUCUUCAGCUCUGUUCUCGGUCUUUUCGGAUUGAUUGUUGGGCUUCUGGUCGGAGGAAAGGCACUUGACUUUGGAGCUGCCUGA